This is a messenger RNA of Echinops telfairi (small Madagascar hedgehog), 2350 nucleotides long. It is a transcript of the gene FOXN2, whose product is annotated as forkhead box N2. Gene Ontology annotation, molecular function: cis-regulatory region sequence-specific DNA binding; DNA-binding transcription factor activity. The transcript has 6 exons. The record is from RefSeq and is a predicted model, not a curated record. Lineage: Eukaryota; Metazoa; Chordata; Mammalia; Afrosoricida; Tenrecidae. The coding region runs from base 42 to 1259 and encodes 405 amino acids. Gene Ontology annotation, biological process: regulation of DNA-templated transcription. Gene Ontology annotation, cellular component: nucleus.
ACUCCAGAUGUGAUUAUAAUGCCAAAAGCAUUUAAAAGUAAAUGGGUCCGGUAAUUGGAAUGACUCCAGAUAAAAGAGCUGAAACCCCAGGAGCUGAAAAGGUUGCAGGAUUAAGCCAGAUUUACAAAAUGGGAAGCUUGCCAGAAGCUGUUGAUGCUGCCAGGCCAAAGGCCACUCUAGUGGACAGUGAGUCAGCCGAUGAUGAACUCACAAACUUGAACUGGCUUCAUGAAAGUACUAAUCUUCUUACCAACUUCAGCAUUGGAAGCGAGGGUCUUCCGAUUGUUAGUCCGCUGUAUGAUAUAGAGGGGGAUGAAGUGUCCCCAUUUGGACCAUCUUGCUACCAGGACCCAGAGAAGAAAUCUGCAACUUCAAAGCCUCCUUACUCCUUUAGUCUUCUCAUUUAUAUGGCUAUUGAACACUCUCCAAACAAAUGUUUGCCUGUCAAAGAAAUUUAUAGCUGGAUUCUGGACCGCUUCCCAUAUUUUGCUACUGCGCCAACAGGCUGGAAGAAUUCUGUUCGUCAUAAUCUGUCCCUGAAUAAAUGUUUUCAGAAAGUGGAAAGAAGCCAUGGCAAGGUUUAUGUCGACCUUGUACCUAAUGGCUCUUUAUCACCUCACUACUUAACUUCUGUACUAAAGCAGAAUCAAGUUCAAACUCCGAAAGAAUCUGAUAUUGAUGCUGCCACUGCAAUGAUGCUUUUAAAUACUUCUAUAGAACAAGGGAUUUUAGAAUGUGAGAAACCUCUUCCUCUUAAAGCAGCCUUGCAAAAAAAGAGGAGCUUUAGCGGUGCAUUUAACCACUCAGGGGCUGUGCGUUUACAGGAGAGUGAUUCUUUGGCCACCAGCAUUGAUCCCAAGGAAGACCACAAUUACAGCGCAAGCAGCAUGGCAGCACAGCGAUGCGCAUCCAGGUCUAGUGUGUCUUCCCUGUCUUCUAUGGAUGAGGUCUAUGAAUUUAUCCCAAAGAGCAGCCAUGUGGGAAGUGAUGGCAGUGAAGGAUUUCACAGUGAAGAGGAUACAGACGUUGAUUACGAAGAUGAUCCUCUGGGCGACAGUGGCUAUGCAUCACAGGCAUGUGCAGAUACCUCGGGAAAACGGCAGCCAGGCAAAAAGAGGCGAAAGCAGGCAUGUCAAGAAAUUGAUGAGGAGCUCAAAGAGGCAGCCGGCUCGCUGCUCCACCUUGCUGGAAUCCGUACAUGUCUGGGCUCCCUCAUAAGUGCUGCUAAGACACAAAAUCAAAAGCAGCGGAAAAAAUAGAAUUUCUUAUUAGUAUGAAAUUAUUUUAAAGUGUGGCAAUACUCUCCUACACUCUUCUUUACAAGGGAUAUCAAAGCCAUAAUGGACUUCUUUAGUUUGGGGCUGGGGAGGGACUGCUAAUUAUUCCUUUCAAAACAUUGAAGGUUUUUGGUUUUUAGAUUAAACAAUUGCUGUUAGGAUCAUGCCCAAUCAUAAAUAUAUGGUGUAAAGUCCUAAAAGGUUAAUUCUUGUGAUAAAUGUUUCAAAAGAUAUGCAAAUUUUUUAUAAUGAAAUGCCCAGCAUCUAUCUUUAAAUUAUAUUGGUGGGGGCCAUCUUUCCUUUGCUUAAUAUUUCAAACGUAAGAAUUUGCAACUCUAUUAUACAGUUUUUUUUGUUUCAUUUUCUUUUUCAGUCUGUAAUUAACUUUAAUUACUGCUCCUGCUAAAAAAAAUUGUUGAUGUCUGUCUCAUAUCUUCCUCCCCUGACACACACAAUGCAGUUGGACAAAAUUUGGGUGAUUUAUUUUGUCUUUGGUUUUAGGGGUUUUUUUUGUUUGUUUUCAUUUUGAGGCAUAAACAAGGCGAAUAUAAAUUGAAAAGAUCCUAGAUGUCACUAAAAUUCCUUUCCUUUACAUAGGUAGAGAACACAACGACGAAAAGUUCUUUAGAAAAUGUAAUUUUAUGGAAUAAUUUUCAUCUGAGGACACUCCAAUUGUUAUUACAAUAUUCUGGGGAAAGUUUUACGUCUCACAUACUAACAGCAUAUUAAUUGAGCCCAUUUGCUCUUUCCCAAAGUACAUUAUAAGUAUGGUUUAAGUUUUAAUCACUAGCUGUCUGCUGAUUAGAAACUAUCCAAUGAGAAUAUACAGCCAUAAAGUGUGCUAUGGAAUAACACCUAUCUUGACACACUCUGGCAUAAGAAUUUUUCAUUUGGUUGUUAAAAGUUUUGAAUUGAACAAGCCACAUGGUGCUGCACUGGGAAAAAAAAAAGUUUUGAAUUCUGAGACUUGUAAUGGGAAUGGCGUAUAAUCUAAAACAGUGAUUCUCAACCUUCCUAAUGCCGCGGCCCUUUAAUACAGCAUAAUCCUCAUGUUAUGCUGACCCCACCCCCGC